AUGUUCAAGGUGGUCGAUCGAGCCCAGGCGCGGAGGGACGCUGCAGGAAACCCAGAUGCGUCCGUGACGCACGUUCACGGGUCCCCUGUGCGGAGAGGACAGGCCACUGUAUCAGAUCGAUCCCAACCCACACAACAAGCGCAUUAUAAUACUAGAUCUCCUGCAGCCACUGAUAGGUCGUACCUCGAUCGUCCUCUUCCUGCUCCACCAUUGGGAGAAAAGAUGCUGUUGGAGAGACCAUCGACUUCUGGAGGACCAUCCUCGAAAACCCAGUCAGCUAGUGGCGUGAGCAAGUUCAACAGCAAAUACAACAACAACAACAAAAGGGUAUCAAGGGACGAUUUCUACGUGAAUACGAAAUCGUCGAGCUCAAACUCAAAGGUGUACGGCAAGCAACAGUAUGCUGCUUCUCACGGUCAUCUACCAAGUUCAAACCUGACAAGCCCGCGUACCAAGGCAUACAAGCACCAGUUUUCGGCUUCACACGGACAUCUACCUCGUCAAAGAACACCAUCACAGCCUGCAGUCCCUAUAGUACGGCUGACAACACCGGCGACCAUGUCAGAUCAGUCUGCGCCCAUCGGCAUGGCUCUAGGCAGCCCAACCCAUCCACCCGAGAUGUCGAAUGGCGGGACAUUACGGCCGCAUCAAAUGCAGCCAGCAACGUCGCCUCUUUCCUCUGUUGAAAGUGUUGACUCUUUCGACAUGCCAAAGGAGAAGAAGCAGCCUGGGAAACGGAGGUUAUUUGGACUCUUUGGAAGAAAACGAUCGGAAGCAGAGCCAUCACCAGUGUCCAUCUCGGAGCCGAAUCAAUUGGGUCGGGCAUAUCGCCCGGAUCAGCAGGUUGGCUCGCACUCGCCAAAUGAAGUACGGCCGAAACAUUCACGAAGCAAGACUGCUCAUGAUCACAAGGCACUUACACAAAAAUCUACGGUCAAGCGUUCUCAAACCCUGCCAGACGCACACGAGCAGUCUUCGACAUUGGCGCCGACUGGUCUGAGAGCCCAUGGCCCAAGUAUAGAUACACAAAGAAGCACGGCCAACUUUGGAAGUAUACCAAUAGUCUUGGAUUCACCAACCCAGGAGUCAACCCCAGCACCAAGCUUUCUCAACAUUGAGAUUCCAAAGAGUAAUAUGGAGAGAUAUAGCGUUAUGUUUCAAGGCGUUCUGGGAACGCAACCUAAUAAUACAUCGUCGCUGCUCGCGAGACGUCAAGCAACGAGUAAGGAACUAAAGAAAAUCAGUGACGCGAUCAUUGCGGAAGAGGUUGGUCAUAUUCAUCCAAACUCCAAGUCGUGUUCGUACAUAUCUAACCCAAGGCAGGAUGAAAAGUUACCAAGGCCUAGGCGGGCAACUUCACCACAACCGUCCAAGUCGCCGCAGUUCUUUUUGUUUCCCGCUGCGCCAACGGGUAGGCGGACACCACAGCAGGCAACCAGACCAUGGAAAACUGUGCGGUCCAAUACUUCACCAGCAUUGCUUCCAUCCCCGUCAAAGGCGACAUUCGACCAAUCGCUCGAAGCCCAUGCGCAGAGUGGUCACCCUGCACAGCACCACGUGGGAAGAGCGGCGAUAUCUCAUGAUGUCAAAUCAUCGGCCCUGCCAGCCCCAAGUUUUCACUUUGGCCCGAACGAGUCUGGACUCGUCCUUGAAUCCCCGUCGGAUAUCGACUCUCCAACAAUUGCACCCGAAAUCAUUCGCACCAGCACAAGCAAGCACAAGAUCCAGGAACCCGACUGGCAGAUCCUCGAGCCAUCCACAUACACUCUGUCCAGCGGCUCUUCAUCUGCCACCAGUGCUCGAAAGACAACUCCAUCCUCGGCCUCGUCGGCGCAGACGCACAUGACCCCCCCGCCCUCAUCCGAUCUGGACGAGCCAGACAAUAUCGACUAUAGCCACGACCCCGUGCAGAUCUCCAUUGCCCGACAAAUCUCCAUAUCCAGGGAGCAGCGCAAGCUUCUCAAGCCGCUAGAGACGAGCUUCACAUUGAGAGCAAAGGCGAGUCCUGCCCGGGCCAGUCCGGUAGUACCGAGGAUCGGCAUGGCUGAGAACGAGAGGCUGGCCGAGACGCGGUCGGCUACGCCCACCCUCGUGGUUCCCAGACAGACCCUCGACGCCGACCUUGCGCAACACCGCAAGAGCGAGCGUAUCAUUAUUGAAGGCUGA
Messenger RNA from Pestalotiopsis fici W106-1, 2166 nucleotides. RefSeq lists its product as uncharacterized. Lineage: Eukaryota; Fungi; Ascomycota; Sordariomycetes; Amphisphaeriales; Sporocadaceae. The transcript has a single exon. Bases 1 to 2166 code for a protein of 721 amino acids. The record is from RefSeq and is a predicted model, not a curated record.